Messenger RNA from Mytilinidion resinicola, 1135 nucleotides. RefSeq names its product ribosomal protein S10. The transcript is spliced from 6 exons. NCBI's taxonomy places the organism in Eukaryota, Fungi, Ascomycota, Dothideomycetes, Mytilinidiales, Mytilinidiaceae. Gene Ontology annotation, cellular component: ribosome; small ribosomal subunit; mitochondrion. Bases 184 to 1011 code for a protein of 275 amino acids. Gene Ontology annotation, biological process: translation. The record is from RefSeq and is a predicted model, not a curated record. Gene Ontology annotation, molecular function: structural constituent of ribosome.
CGCAACGGCAUUGAGACUACAAUGGCGGCGCCUACGCAUUUACGGUCGUCUUUUGGGGCGUUGAAGAGGGCGAAGAUUUCACCUCCUCGGACGAUACGACAAUGCGUUAGAUUCAAGAGCGACGGUGCGGAGGACUCUGAGGGUGGGAGUGGUCCUCGCCGAGGUGUCGAAAGCCCUGAAAAUAUGGAGGCGGCUGUGGAUAUUGCGGUCUCGCAAAUCAAGGAGUUUUCGCGAUGGGAGGAGCUGAAGGCAGAUCCGAGGUUUAAGCAACCGGAGACUGAGGCGGCGAUGAAGCGGAAGUGGGAGAAGUGGCGGUCCGCGCCAGAUCAUACCAAUGUGCUGGAGAUGUGGAAAGAGGCUGGUGUAGAGCCAAUUGAGCUUGCAAAAAAACGCGGUCUCAAGCUUCCCGGGGAUGAAAAGCCUCCACUCGACCCCGAAGUCGCCAAACAACUCUCCGCCCUUCGCGAGCCUCGCAACGUCCAAGCCAUCCAUCUGAACCCCCUCCGCCGCUCCGCCGAACACGGCGUCCCCGUCUGUGACCUUCAACUCCGCACCUAUAGCAUCCGCAAUCUCGAGUUCUUCGCCGACUUCGCCAUGCGCGCCGCAUAUUACCUCGGCCUCCCCGCCAAGGGUCCCAUCCCCCUACCACGCAUAACAGAACGGUGGACAGUACCACGAGCCAACUUCGUUUUCAAGAAGAGUCAGGAGAAUUUCGAGCGGAUCACCAUGAGGAGGCUCAUUCAGAUCCAAGACGGACAUCCCGAAGUCGUGCAAGCAUGGCUGGCUUUUUUGGCGAAGCAUCAGUACUACGGUGUUGGUAUGAAGGCGAACGUGUUCCAGUUUGAGGAGCUAGAAGCGCAGCACAGAGGACCAGAGAUAGUAGGAAAGGUUGAUAAAAGCAAGAAAGAUCCAAAGAUGAUGAAAAAGGUGGAGGAGCUACUAAAUCAAGAUCAAUUUAAGCAGGCUUUUGCGCAGGCGAGGGCGGAGAAGGCGCCGGAGGUGAGCGCGUGAGGAGGGUGUGCAUAGUGUGUGUAAACUGUAUGUAUAUGUAUAGGCUGCCGGAGUGCACAUUUGGCGUAUGUAAACUUCUUAGAUGUAUUGGAAAGCCUAUAAUCCAUUCUCGUAGCACGGUGCU